AUGGCGCAGCUGCCUGCUUCUAAGGAUCUGCUCUCUGCAGACUUAGCUGUCGUCCAUGACCUUCGCCAGAGAGCUCGAGGACGUGUUCUUUCCAGCUAUUAUCAGCUUGAACAGAGCAUGCAACGUGGUGAAAAAGUCGCUAUUGCUGUCUCCUCUUCCUUCGACCACCUUAACGGAUUGAGCCAAGUUUCUGCGUUGCCACAAGACUUAUUUUCACAGCUUAUCUCUGCCCGCAAACUUCUCUUGACAAUCGACAUGGUUUCCGGGGGAGAAGGCACCAUUGCUCGCCUCGAGGCACUUUUGCAGCUACCAACUCCCGACAGAGCCUUGAAGCUUGCUGCAGACUCCAUUCAGACUGCACGAACGGCAACGGAGCUCAAGAUAGAUUCUGACAGAAUGUUGGCCAUUCUUGAGCGGUGGGAACUAAAUCAGUCAGGAUGCAUUGUGCCACUUACACUUUCGCUGGAUGACUGGUGUGCCCGACUGUGUGCUGACAUACCCCCCGUAGCGCCUAGUCCGCUUUUAGCUGAAACAACUAAGCUACUCUCUCUACACAUACAAGCCCUUGCACAACAAGUUGACAAAGCAUUCUAUGCAUUUCAUACUGCUUACACCAACAUACAGUCUCUUUCUAUAAUUAGGUGCGUUGAUAGUAACGUGCUUCUUCUGGAUAUCUAUGAUCAUUCUAUUCAGUACAUUCUCAAUAAAACUGCAUCUACUCUUACGUCGUCUAUUAACGCAAUCUUAGAUGGUAUUAAUAGUAUUACAACAGAGCGGGAAUCGAGCGCCGAUUACCUUCAGCUGAUCGCCAAUCUCGUUACACGCUUCAUCAAUAUAAUAGAACAUCAUGAUUCCCACGCACAGCAACUGACAGGGAUGUCUGCAGGGUCUGCUAUAACCAAGUACAUAACCCUGCAUAACCAGAUAUGUUCGUUAUACAAAACCGUAGAAAUAGACCUUACGUCCUCCACUUUAGCCACUCUGCUACUCGACAGAGAAUUCGAACAGUUUGAGAAUUCCGUCGAGUAUGCCUUUCAACGAAUUCAGCGCCUCGAGCGUGUCCACAAAGAGGCUAUCCACUCCUUGGAGAGUAGCAUUGUUCAACAGACACUGUCGAGGCUUGCAGCACAGGGUUCGUCAGAUCCUGAGCUUCUAACAUUAUACCUACUCACGACCUUUGUGUCCCAGUAUGGACACAAUCACCAACUGGAAGAGCAAGCUACAAGAACCUAUCAAGCAGCCCUGAGUACCUUCGCUAGUAACUUUAUUAGUGCAGUCCACUCGGAACUAUUGGUCAUUGCUCAAACCCAAGAUCCAACUCUUUUCAUUGAAUCACUCUGUACUAUGCUUGAGCAGCAAGAUUACAGUCUUAGCUACACAUCAGAACUGGCGUCUGCCGUUAUUAAGCAGAGCACAGUGAUGCUAGCUAACAUCUUAAUACAAAGCCCCAUCUCACUGAACCAACUCCAGUGUUUAAAACAAGCCUUCAAGGAGAUUGCAGUCGCUUUACGUCGUGUCCUUAAGCUUCCAGCCACACAGAUUUGUGCACCUCUUCUUUCUCUUCAGAAUAUCCUGGGAGCCACAAAUCCUGAAGAAGCAGCCAUGGUGGCCAAAGGUACAUGCCUUGAGACCAUCUCUUCUAAACUAGUGCAAGCUGGCCUCUCUGCUACUCCCAGUAAGUAG
This is a messenger RNA of Giardia duodenalis, 1683 nucleotides long. RefSeq lists its product as uncharacterized. The coding region runs from base 1 to 1683 and encodes 560 amino acids. The record is from RefSeq and is a predicted model, not a curated record. The transcript has a single exon. NCBI's taxonomy places the organism in Eukaryota, Fornicata, Diplomonadida, Hexamitidae.